Molecule: messenger RNA, 945 nt
Organism: Spea bombifrons (plains spadefoot toad)
Lineage: Eukaryota; Metazoa; Chordata; Amphibia; Anura; Pelobatidae
Product: putative olfactory receptor 2B8
Exons: 1
Coding region: 1-945 (314 amino acids)
Biological process (GO): G protein-coupled receptor signaling pathway
Cellular component (GO): membrane
Molecular function (GO): G protein-coupled receptor activity; olfactory receptor activity
Source: RefSeq, a predicted model, not a curated record
AUGGCCUGGAAUAAUGACACAGCAAUGUCUGAAUUUAUUCUUCUCGGGCUUUCUGGAAAACCAAAGACACGAGUCAUACUUUUUAUGGUCUUCCUAAUUUUCUAUCUGAUAAUUCUGAUAGGAAAUACACUCAUCAUUCUUCUUACCACAAGAGAAAAAAGUCUGCAGACACCUAUGUAUUUUUUUCUUACAAAUCUCUCAGUCAUGGAUGUCUGGGUUUCUUCCACGAUUAUUCCAAGAAUGCUAAACGAUCUAACAUCAGUCAAAAAAACUAUUUCCUAUACGGAAUGUAUAACACAAAUGUAUGUUUCACUUUCAUUAGGGAAAUGUGAGUGUAUUCUGCUAGCCAUCAUGGCUUAUGAUCGUUAUAUUGCUAUAUGUUAUCCAUUACAUUAUAAUGAAGUUAUCAAUAGGCCUGUCUGCAUCAGGUUAGCAGCUGGCACAUGGAUAUGUGGAUUUCUUCUAUCAAUUCCCCAUAUUGCACUUACGUUAAGCGUAAACCUGUGUGGACACAAUGAAAUAAACCAUUUUUUAUGUGAAGUACCAGAGUUCCUUUCAAUGGGAUGUGAGAAUAUCACAAUCGCCGAAUUUGUCAUAUUUAUUGUAGGUGUGAUUAUCUUAAUCAUACCCGUCAUUGUUAUAAGUUUGUCUUAUGUCCAAAUUAUAUUAAGUAUUUUAAAAAUUGCAUCAUUUACUGGACAGCAAAAAGCCUUUUCCACCUGUGGAUCUCACAUGAUAGUUGUAACAUUAUUUUAUGGUUCAGCCAUGGCUGCAUAUAUGAAACCCAGAUCAUACUCUUCUCCAGAUACGGACAAAAUGAUAACAAUAUUUUACUUCAUUAUCACGCCAAUGUUAAAUCCAAUGAUUUACACUCUUCGGAAUAAGGAAGUCAAAUCUGCUUUGAAGAAAUUCCGACAUAAACACACAUUCUGCGUUCCAUUGUGA